GUGCUCGGGAACCAAUGGAAGCGUUGUGUCGUCACUUCCUCUAACAGCUGUGUUGGUGGUGGUGUAGCCUGCUAGCUGCUAGCCUGUGUAGUCUAACGUUUAGUGCAUUUCCGUUCGUAAAACAGUAUUGACUUUUUGAGAAUGUACAUGAAGCCAUGAAAGUAGUAUGUUUGGACUGCUGAAAUACCUCACCAUAUUGAGUUAGCGACCCUCUCAAGUCUCGCGAGGAGGCUAACGUUAGCUAGCCUAGCCUCCGCUGGCUAAUUGACACCAUUCAGUGUGAAGGGUCAUCGACACCAUGGCAAGUGCGGCAAACGCAAACAUGAACGCGGUCCGGGAGACGAUGGACGUGCUGUUGGAGAUCUCCAGACUGUUAAACACUGGCUUGGAUAUGGAGUCUCUGUCCAUCUGUGUGCGACUGUGUGAGCAGGGCAUCAACCCAGAGGCCCUGUCGUCAGUCAUCAAAGAGCUGCGGAAAGCCUCUGACUCACUCAAGACGUCUGAAAACUGCACUAACUGAAGAUCCUGCCUGAACCACUCAGUUUGGAUCCUUAAAUGGAGUCAGAACCAGAUCUGAACCACAGAUCUCCAGCCAUACAGAUUUCUGCUGUUGUGAUGGCACCAUAACACAACACUUCCAUGGUUGGCACGCAGUCCUCGGCCACCCACAUGUUCCUGUUUUGUGCUUUGACCAGUGCCUGAGUUCUUGUACACAGGUGUGGUCCUUGUUCCUCUUGUUAAAUGCAAGGCUUCUCUCAACCUGCAGGAGCCAUUCAAUUGCUGCCUGUUUGUCUUACCACCACUUGCAGACUGCAAGUCCAGAGGGGGGUUUGCAUUGACACCCUGCCUUAAUGUAAAAGCAUGUUCUUUUCCAUUUUUGUUGACAGUCAACCUGUAUAGCACUAGUCCUGUUAUUGAGGGACGAUGGGUUUAUAUUUUAUUUGUCUAUGUUGUCCUUUUUUAAUGGCAGUGAUAUAUUGUGAAUUGUUUUAAGUUUUUUUGUAAGCAUAAUGCAUUUGUUUUUGUUUUUUUCCAAUUUUGCUUACUUUCAGCCUCCUAUGUCCCUUGUCUCCCUGAGCAUCAAUGAUGAAUGAAAUCCAAAUUAAAAGUGUUACAAUCAGCAGCCA
Messenger RNA from Myripristis murdjan (pinecone soldierfish), 1127 nucleotides. RefSeq names its product mitotic spindle organizing protein 1 (gene mzt1). The record is from RefSeq and is a predicted model, not a curated record. The transcript is spliced from 3 exons. Bases 299 to 520 code for a protein of 73 amino acids. NCBI's taxonomy places the organism in Eukaryota, Metazoa, Chordata, Actinopteri, Holocentriformes, Holocentridae. Gene Ontology annotation, cellular component: spindle; gamma-tubulin ring complex; interphase microtubule organizing center. Gene Ontology annotation, biological process: gamma-tubulin complex localization; microtubule nucleation by interphase microtubule organizing center; mitotic spindle assembly.